CGGCGGGGACGGCUGUUGCUAAGGGAGGGGACGCGCGGGGAAGCGCGGCCCGAGCGGCGGCCGACACCGAACGCGACCGCCUAAGCGGCGCCCCUUCCUCGGGACCCUCCCCCACGCCCAGCGUCCUUGAAAGGAGCCGCGAGUGCAGUCCCCACCCCCGGAAGGCGCCCCGACGAGCCAGAGCGACCCCGGAGCGCCACUCGGAUUUUUGAUUCUUGAUUCACCUUCCGCUCCUGGGACUUUCUCGAAGGGUUCGUGCGCUUCCCCUAGGAACGACGAGGACCCCCGGUUCGGGGAGCCCAACCCCCCCGCACUGCCCGGAGGCGCGACGAGGAUUGGCGGCGCCCAGUGGACCCCAGCCCUCCAGCGCGGGCCGGGGAUGGAGCCGCAGCCCGGCAGCGCCCGGAGCUGCCGGCGCGGGGCCCCCGGCGGCGCCUGCGAGCUAGGCCCGGCGGCCGAGGCGGCGCCCAUGAGUCUGGCGAUCCAUAGCACAACGGGCACCCGCUAUGAGCUGUCGGUGCCCCCGGACGAAACGGUGGAGGGGCUGCGCAAGCGGCUGUCCCAGCGGCUCAAAGUGCCCAAGGAGCGCCUGGCGCUGCUCCACAAAGACACCCGGCUCAGUUCGGGGAAGCUGCAGGAGUUCGGCGUGGGGGAUGGCAGCAAGCUGACGCUGGUGCCCACCGUGGAGGCGGGCCUCAUGUCCCAGGCCUCGAGGCCAGAGCAGUCUGUGAUGCAGGCCCUGGAGAGCCUGACCGAGACACAGCCCCCAGUGGCGCCCGGGCCGGGCCGGGCUGGCGGAGGCGUCUUCCGGAAAUACCGAUUCAUUUUAUUUAAGCGUCCGUGGCACCGACAGGGACCCCAGAGCCCAGAGAGGGGCGGCGAGAGGCCCCAGGUCAGUGACUUCCUGUCGGGCCGCUCGCCGCUGACCCUGGCGCUGCGCGUGGGGGACCACAUGAUGUUCGUGCAGCUGCAGCUGGCCGCCCAGCACGCCCCGCUCCAGCACCGCCACGUGCUGGCUGCCGCCGCCGCUGCCGCCGCCGCUGCCCGUGGGGACCCCAGCAUGGCCGCCCCCGUGUCCCCCUGCCGGCCCAUGGCCGGUGCUGCCCGAGUCCCCCCGAUGGCCAGCAGCCCUGCCCCCACGUCCCCCUCGCCUGUCACCGCCGGCUCCUUCCGAUCCCAUUCCGCUUCCGCCGCCUGCCCUGAGAUGGACUGUUCGCCCCCUGCCAGUGCUGGCGCUAGCCCCACUUCCACCCCCGGGGGGAGCCCUACCUCCCGCUCCCGCAAGCCUGGCGCUGUCAUCGAGAGCUUCGUGAACCAUGCCCCGGGGGUCUUCUCAGGGACAUUCUCUGGCACACUGCACCCCAACUGCCAGGACAGCAGCGGGCGGCCGCGGCGUGACAUCGGCACCAUCCUGCAGAUCCUCAACGACCUUCUGAGUGCCACGCGGCACUACCAGGGCAUGCCCCCGUCCCUGACCCAGCUGCGCUGCCACGCGCAGUGCGCGCCCGCCUCACCUGCCCCGGACCUCACCCCCAAAACUACCUCCUGCGAGAAGCUGGCGGCUGCAGCCCCGGCCUCCCUGAGCCAGGCCCGCAUGUGCAAGCCCCUGGGGGACCGGCUGCGGCAGACAGAAAAUCGGGCCACCCGCUGCAAGGUGGAGCGCCUCCAGCUCCUGCUCCAGCAGAAACGGCUCCGCAGGAAGGCCCGGCGGGAUGCCCGCGGGCCCUACCACUGGCCGCCAAGCCGCAAGGCCGGCCGCAGCGACACCAGCGGUGGCGGUGGGGGCAGCGGGCCCAGUGAGGCCUCCGGCUUGGGCCUCGACUUCGAGGACUCCGUUUGGAAGCCGGAAGUCAACCCUGACAUUAAGUCAGAGUUCGUGGUGGCCUAGGAACCACGUCCCUCGCCCGGCCACCUUGAGCGGAGAGUCCCCUGGGCCAGCCUGCGCGCGGGAGGGCAGGCAGUUGGGGUCAGGGCAGUGGGAGGCCCCUCCCUUCCUACCAGCUUCCUUCUGGUUUUUGGGUUUUUUUUUUGUUGUUGUUUUUGUUUUUGUU
Messenger RNA from Enhydra lutris kenyoni (northern sea otter), 2051 nucleotides. RefSeq names its product midnolin. The record is from RefSeq and is a predicted model, not a curated record. Bases 380 to 1888 code for a protein of 502 amino acids. Lineage: Eukaryota; Metazoa; Chordata; Mammalia; Carnivora; Mustelidae. The transcript is spliced from 8 exons. Gene Ontology annotation, cellular component: nucleus. Gene Ontology annotation, molecular function: protein binding.